GCUCACAGAGUUUUAGUCAGCUGGCAUGCAAGAGAGGUAUGACUUCCCUAAGUAAACUCUUCCUCGACUUGCCCUGGAAAAGCUGCUGGGAGAGUCUGUGAGACAGAAGGCUGCAAGCAGAGGUGAAUCCCGCUCCUCCUCCUCCUCCUCCAGCCACAGAGCAGAACCAUGAAACUGAACAUCCUCUUGUUGCUGGCAGUGAUGAACACAGGAAUCUUUAACUAUCAUCCCACAGAGGGGACACCCUGUGAAACGGCAAAUUCACAGGUAUUUUGCCACAACAAAGACCUCCACCAAAUCCCUCACGAGCUCCAUCCGAAUGUAAACAAAAUAGAUCUGUCUGGAAACCUGAUUCAAAGCAUCCCUGAAAUACCAUUAUCAUUUUACACUUCCCUCCAGUAUCUGGAUUUAAGCUUCAACCAGAUAAGCUUCAUCACGUCUGGAGUGUUUGCACACAUGACAAGUUUGCUGGAAAUAAAUUUAGCCAAUAAUCAUUUAUAUGAGCUCGCUCAGAAUGGGACAGAGGGGAUUGGACUUUUGCCCAAGGUGGAAAUAAUGGACUUGUCCCACAACAAUCUCUACAGUGGGAUGGCUGAGUAUUUCAUUAAUCAAGCUCCAACACUGCGGUAUCUUUCCUUGGCAGACAACAGUAUUGUAAUGAUAUCACACAAGAUGUUUCAGGGAUCUCCCAAUCUUGUGGAGAUAGAUCUUCAGAGAAAUAUCAUCAUGGAAAUAGAAGAAGGUGCUUUUGAGACUCUAGCGAACCUUUCCAAACUCAAUCUCUCCACAAAUUCAAUUACUUGCAUCUCUGAUUUCAACCUCAGGCAGUUGGAGAUACUUGACCUUAGCAGGAAUAGCAUUGAGACCUUCAGCAUCACAAAGUCAAAUGAUGAAUAUAGUUUAAGAUGUCUGGAUCUUAGUGAAAACAAAUUGCUUCACUUCCCAGUCUUCCCUGAGGUAAAUAAACUGGUAACUCUGAAUUUAUCAAAUAAUUUAAUCCAGCUCACUGCUGAAUCCCCUUAUAACAAAAUGGACUACAUGGAUAAUGAAUGGCUAGAUGCUUCUUUUCAUCUUCUUGAUCAGAAGCAAAGUAAAAAUACAAGUUCUCUUUAUUUAUCCCAGCUUGUAUAUUUAGACUUAAGUUAUAAUAAAAUCAAAUCCAUUCCAGAUGGGUUCUUUGAGUCAAUGUUGUCCCUUCACACCCUUAAUCUCAGCAAAAACUGUCUUCAGGCAUUUGCAGUAAGUUAUGAUAGUGCUUUGGUCUCCCUAACUGUCCUUGACUUGAGCUACAAUGCUUUGCAGAACCUUCUCCUCGAUGCUGGUGCUCUGCCAAGUUUGAGGGAGAUUCAUAUUCAAAACAACAACCUUCAAACCCUGCAAUUCGACAUCUUUUCCAGUCUUCCUAGCCUCAGACUCCUUAACCUACAGAGCAAUAACAUCAGCCUUUGCCACAUGCACUCGGGAUUAGCUAAGCAAAGACUUGCUGGAGAGGAAAGUGGUUGUGUGUCGUUUGUCAAUUCUCCUGCUCUCCAGUACUUGUACCUAGCAGACAACAUGCUGAGCAUCCUACCAGCACGCGCCUUCCACAAGACUCCACUGCUUGUCUUGGAUCUCUCCAUGAACCCUGGACUGAAAAUAGACCUUAAAGCACUAGCAGGACUGGAAAAGUCUCUGGAAUACUUGCAUUUACAUGGCAAUAGCCUGAUAGAUUUAAAUAUUGACUUGCCUUGUUUUAGUCACCUUAAACAUUUGAACCUCUCUGAAAAUCAGCUGAACUGGCUGCCUAAGUGGAGUAGUGACACUCCACUGGAAGUUCUAGACCUACGGAACAAUAGGUUCAGUACAUUACAGGACAGCAACAUUUUAGCAUUAGAAAAUUCACUUAAAAACUUGUAUCUCACCGGGAACCCACUCGACUGCUGUGGAAACAUCUGGCUUUCAUCAAUGAUCCAGAACAAAAAUGUCCAGAUCCCCAACGUGGAGCACUUAACGUGCCAGUACAUUCGGAGCUUCGGGUAUUGGGAAGAAAUGCACGUUGAGGACGUUAGACCAGAAGACUGUGAAAAAGAGGAUCUGAAGAAAAUCAACAUCCUCAUUAUAUUAACAUCUGUACUAGUUUUAUCUGUGAUCAUCAUUGGUGUGGGUUCAUUUUUUUGCUUCCGAAGGCAAAACUUUAGCCACCAGUUUAAAGCAUAGAAACAAAAAAACAUCCUGAAAACUGAAGAAAUCAGGUGCUACCCCGACACUGUGUAGAAAUGAAGGAUAAAAUUUUCAUCUUUGAGUCUUAACUGUGGAUUUUACAAUGGUUUUGAAGUGUCCCUGAACUGCACCACUGUACUGGUCUGGG
This is a messenger RNA of Pyrgilauda ruficollis (rufous-necked snowfinch), 2347 nucleotides long. It is a transcript of the gene LRRC32, whose product is annotated as leucine rich repeat containing 32. Gene Ontology annotation, molecular function: protein binding. The transcript is spliced from 3 exons. The record is from RefSeq and is a predicted model, not a curated record. Bases 169 to 2196 code for a protein of 675 amino acids. NCBI's taxonomy places the organism in Eukaryota, Metazoa, Chordata, Aves, Passeriformes, Passeridae. Gene Ontology annotation, cellular component: extracellular matrix.